Messenger RNA from Thalassophryne amazonica, 524 nucleotides. RefSeq lists its product as uncharacterized. The transcript has 3 exons. Bases 60 to 302 code for a protein of 80 amino acids. The record is from RefSeq and is a predicted model, not a curated record. Lineage: Eukaryota; Metazoa; Chordata; Actinopteri; Batrachoidiformes; Batrachoididae.
UCUGUGGAUGACAGCAGACAGCAAAGUCCAGCUGGUUUUCCAUCAGCAUAAAGUCAAACAUGAAGACGUUUCUGCUGCUGCUCUGCUCUGGACUCAUCUUUUGCUCCCAACCUGAGGGGCAGUUUUACAUCGAGUGUUAUGGUAAAGACUUCCUGAUGCUCAACAACCAGGUGUUGCAGUGCAGGUCGGAGGUCAAGCAGGCGUGCUACACAAAAGAGUCUGGAGAGAAGGGCUGCAUCCGGCAGGACUUCUGUCAGAAAGACAACUGGACCUGCUGCAACACCAACCUGUGCAACGCAUGAAGCUCCGCCGGGGUCCCAUCUGCUCGGCGCCAUGACGCGUCGCCAUCACACCAAGUCUAAAUAAAUAUUAAAAGGUUUCUCAGAAUGCUGUGGUAAAUGUGUAACAAAACAGCUUACAAAAGUCAAAGGUCACUCCAGAGUUAGAGUUGAGUGGUGUCGGUGCAGGUUACUGAGGUUUGUCUCUUGUCCACUUAGUGGCCGGUGCCCCGUGUGCCUUCCCCC